AUGUCAUAUGGGUGUGGUAGUGUUGGUUUACCAAUUAUUCGAAGAGCUUUAAUUUUUUUUCUAGCAGCAGAAACUGCAUAUGUUUCUUAUGAAUUAGUUUUAAAACCUGGGAUUCCACAUAUAUAUAAUUGUUUAACGAAUAAGGUAACAUUUUAUUUUAUUUUUUUAUAUUUUCAUUUACAUUAUAUAGAUAUUAUUAUAUUUUUAAAAUUAUUUUUCUUAUUUUUUUUCAUUUAG
Messenger RNA from Plasmodium relictum, 237 nucleotides. RefSeq names its product conserved Plasmodium protein, unknown function. Lineage: Eukaryota; Apicomplexa; Aconoidasida; Haemosporida; Plasmodiidae. The transcript has a single exon. The coding region runs from base 1 to 237 and encodes 78 amino acids. The record is from RefSeq and is a predicted model, not a curated record.